UUACUCACCAAGUCAACAACGUGACAGACUACAGUUUGUAAUUCCCUAAAAAAUCAAAAAUGUGUCGAUAAAUAUAUUCCAACAUUUCUAAUCAGUACGGUAAUUCCGGUAUCACAUAUGGACAUUUGGUAAAAAUGUUUAGGAUCAAGCUUACAACUGUAACCCUUGUCAUUGUUCUAAUUAUUUUUGUUUUAAUUUCGAAAGCUGUCUUCGAUAAGGUGCACUUAACCUUACAUAUCGUUGUUGAUGAAGAAUUUCAUUUGCCGUUGGGACGUGCGUAUUGUAAAUUUGAAUUUGACAAAUGGCACCCGAAAGUGACAACUUUCCCAGGGUUGUAUCUACUAAGUAGUUUAUUGUUCGGAGCUUUCGAUCUUUGUUCAACGUACUGGCUGAGACUAACGUCUUUGAUAUUCUCAGUCGUUAACCUAGUAUUGUUUUAUUGGCUUCUAAGUGUAAAUAACGAAAGCCCCCCAUGGCAAAAUAUCAUUUCUUCUCUCAAUUUGGCACUACUGCCACCCUUGUACUUUUUCAGUCAUGUCUACUACACUGACGUUCCUUCACUUACUAUGAUUUUGAUUUUGUUUUUACUAUCGCAGCGAGGGAAUCACUAUUUGGCCUCGAUUUUUGGUCUGUUGGCAGUUUUAUUUCGUCAAACCAAUAUAAUCUGGGUUGGAAUGGUUUUUGCGUGCUAUGUAUUACAGGAAAUUAUUAUAAUUCAUCAAAAGAAAACUAAAACUAGUAAUAAAGGAGUUUCUGCAAAGGAACUGGGAGACUUACUGAAAACUGUGAAACGUGAUUUAUGGAGUAUCACUCAACAAACAAAAUUGAGUUUCUGGUUGAACGCCAGUUGUUAUGCAUCAUUGUUAAUUUUUUUCAUGUUAUUUGUAUAUUUCAAUGGAAGCAUAGUUGUGGGUGAUAAAUCAGCCCAUGAAGCUACAAUCCACCUCCCCCAACUCUUUUACUUUUCUCUUUUUUGCUUAUUCUUUGCGUGGCCAUUGUUUGUUCCUGAAGUUUUCAAUUUUUUAAAAUUUGUUACAAAGUAUAAAAUCUUCAGUUUGUCUGUUCUAGUACUAAGUCUAGUCAUAGUUUACUGCAAUACUUUAGUACAUCCAUAUAUGCUCGCCGACAAUAGGCAUUAUGUCUUCUAUAUAUGGAAUCGAUUUUACGGAAAAUAUCCUCUUUUCCGUUAUUUUAUAGUUCCAUUUUAUUUAUUUGCAUGGUUUGUGAUAGUAAAAAAAUUGUUGGAUAGAAAAGAUGUAACAUUCCUUCUUUUCUUCAUUCCAUGUACGACGGUAGUUUUAAUCGUACAAAAGCUAUUAGAAUUUCGUUAUUUUUUCAUUCCUUUUGUUUUGUUUAGGGUGAAAGUAAAACAUGUGUCUGUACAUUCCCUUUUCUAUGAGUUUAUUACUCAUUGCGUACUUAACGUAUGUACAUUGUAUUUAUUUUUUACGAGGACGAUUGAAUGGCAGGACUAUGAUUACCCCCAAAGAUUAAUUUGGUAGUGUUAUUAUUGUGAUAUGUAUUAAUAAUGUAUAUUUUGUGCAAUAUAUAUGUAUGGUGGAAACUGGGUGUGUGUGUCAAGUUACAUUUUUGACAUGUUUGGAACUUCUGGUUGUAUACGUGAAUAGUCAACAGGUGUCAACAUAAAUGUGAUUUUGACUGUAAUGCUGUCACAAAUAAACGAUUAAAUAAUUAAA
Molecule: messenger RNA, 1697 nt
Organism: Zophobas morio
Lineage: Eukaryota; Metazoa; Arthropoda; Insecta; Coleoptera; Tenebrionidae
Product: putative Dol-P-Glc:Glc(2)Man(9)GlcNAc(2)-PP-Dol alpha-1,2-glucosyltransferase
Exons: 5
Coding region: 135-1502 (455 amino acids)
Biological process (GO): dolichol-linked oligosaccharide biosynthetic process; protein N-linked glycosylation
Cellular component (GO): endoplasmic reticulum
Molecular function (GO): dolichyl pyrophosphate Glc2Man9GlcNAc2 alpha-1,2-glucosyltransferase activity
Source: RefSeq, a predicted model, not a curated record